This is a messenger RNA of Mucor velutinosus, 1101 nucleotides long. RefSeq lists its product as uncharacterized. Lineage: Eukaryota; Fungi; Mucoromycota; Mucoromycetes; Mucorales; Mucoraceae. Bases 1 to 1101 code for a protein of 366 amino acids. The record is from RefSeq and is a predicted model, not a curated record. The transcript is spliced from 3 exons.
AUGAAAGCCAAAGUCAAUUUGUAUAAUCGCCCUCAUGGUCGGAUUGAUACAUACCAAGUGGCAUCCCCUUACAGUAACAACAACAAACAGAAACAUGCCAUUAUAGUCGAUAGAGAACAUAGACUCAAUGCAGCCUAUAGCCCAAGCUACAGCCAAGCAUGCUUAUUAUUGCAGGCUAUUCAAAUGAAUGGUAGACGUCGAUUGAGCUCAGAAUGUAUUUUGCAACUCGCUAAUUUCGUAGCAAAAGCUUGGGAAUUUAGCCCUGAACAAGACAAAAUCGAAGCCCUCGCAAAACUCAUGACAAAUCUGAUGGAUACGACUUUGCUCUGCCCUGAAAAACCGUUUGAUGAAGCAUUGAAGCAAUUUUGCCGUAACAACAUUCCAACUCAUUCUGUAUCACCAAGCAUUACUUUGUUGAUAGCUAUCGGCUAUAUUGAGAGACUGAAGCAGAAAUACCACAACAUCAAAGGCACCAAGGGCUGUGGACAUCGCCUUAUUCUAGUGGCUUACAUGAUGGCUGCCAAGUUUAUGCACGUCAAUCUUCGGUCGAUCAUUAAUACAUCUACCACUCUAUCAGCCUCAGCAAGCACCUCAACAUGCACAUCCCCUUUGAGUUUACCUAAAUCUUUGCCGUCCUUUAGCAACAAUAUAACUGUGUCUGCUGAAAGAUCAACAAUUCAUAAAUAUACCCCAAAUCUUCCACCUAUUUCUGCUACACCCAAACAUCAGGAACAGCAAGACCAGUUACCAUCACCGCCUACAUCACCAAAGUCAUUUGCUUCUGAUCCACUCCAUUACCACUAUUUUCAAUCUACUAAUACUACUUCAUCCAGCACUAAUAACAACACCCAUACCUCCGGCGCUGCACCCAAGCACUCGAAUGCCACUCCUGUAAAUCAUAAUGAAAGACACUUCCAGAUACUGCGCAUGGAAUUGGAAUUUCUGCAUUUCUUAAACUAUGAUUUGUCAUUAUCAGACACACUCAAACUUAUCCAUUGGGCACAGAGGUUUGAUGACGAUUUACUACCGCCUAUUCAAAACAAACAUGCUUCUGGUGAUGAAGGUGGCAGUGAAGGCAGCAGCAAUAGUAGUGAUGACUAG